UCUCCACUACCCAGUGCUCAGCUGUUCUGUUCUCUGCUCCUUAUCCGGAGGGGAAGUGCGAGCGGCCUUCCUCUUCAGGAUUGUACGACCAUAAUAGCAACGACUGCAACCAGCAACAAUGUCGAUCACCAUUAGAGAAUCUCUCACCUUGAAGAGCGGAACAUCAGAGUCGGCUCCGGUCCGGUAUUUGGAUACAGUUGACGCAUAUAAUGAGUGGGCAAAAGUAAGCACCAUACCUUGGUAUGGUGGAUGUCUACGACUCGGACGGCAAUUUCCUCCAAGCCCUUGACACUCUAGAAAUGCAAACUAUGCUACCCUCCUUCUUAAGGGUAGUGUCCAGCUACUUCCAGCCCGACGAUGCACCCACCAUGAAGCUAGUCGAUCUCGGAUGCGGCACGGGCAGGAACACAAUGCAGUUGUUUUUGACUGCACCUAAAAAUGUAGAUAUUAUAGGGCUUGAUGCAUCGCCGGGGAUGCUUGAUGUUGCCCGCAGGAAUCUAAGAAAGGUGGGCAUUGCGAGUGGACACAGCGACGACGAGGACAACAACUGCAGUGCCAACCAGGAUGAUCAGUUCGAAGUAACAUCGCCUAGGGAGAUUAAUAUGGUAUCUCUCAAUCUCUUCAAUAUCCUCAGUUGGCCACGUAUGCUGUUCCCUCGUUCAUGUUAUGCGAGUACGAGUACUAGUAGCAUAGCUACCGCUCCUGGUGACGAUAUUGAUAUAUCGACGACAGACACAGAAGUGGGAGUAGCAGGGGUAAUAUCAACUUUAGUUGUUGAACAUAUUCCCCUCGAUCUCUUUUUUCAAUGUGUCUCGGCCCUCCUGCUGCCGGGGGGGUAUCUGCUUCUCACCAAUAUGCAUUCUGAGAUGGGAGAGAUUAGCCAGGCUGGUUUCAUCGAUGAGGCGACAGGGACCAAGAUAAGGCCAGAAACAAGUUAUUGUCAUCGUAUUGCGGACGUGCUGAGCGUUGCUGAGAGAACUGGAUUGGAGGUCAUCGGGGAUGUGAGGGAGAGGACGGUGGAUGAGACGCUGGUGGAGGUACUGGGGAGAAGAGCGAGGAAGUGGGUUGGAGUGAAGGUUUGGUUUGGGGUUCUCUUCAGGAAAAAGACGUCUGUAUCUUGA
This is a messenger RNA of Monascus purpureus, 1121 nucleotides long. The record is from the annotation of a GenBank genome assembly. NCBI's taxonomy places the organism in Eukaryota, Fungi, Ascomycota, Eurotiomycetes, Eurotiales, Aspergillaceae.